Messenger RNA from Antechinus flavipes (yellow-footed antechinus), 1494 nucleotides. RefSeq names its product phosphatidylinositol glycan anchor biosynthesis class X (gene PIGX). The record is from RefSeq and is a predicted model, not a curated record. Gene Ontology annotation, cellular component: endoplasmic reticulum membrane. Gene Ontology annotation, biological process: GPI anchor biosynthetic process. The transcript has 8 exons. Bases 1 to 1155 code for a protein of 384 amino acids. Lineage: Eukaryota; Metazoa; Chordata; Mammalia; Dasyuromorphia; Dasyuridae.
AUGUCCAGGAGUGUCAGGAAGACCAUUCCCGCGUGUCCGUCCGGGCUGCGAGUCCAGCACUUUCCAGGAGCCCCAGCCCGCCCAACCCCACGAGGAAGGCCCGUGCCUGGAGAAGGAGGGGUAGAGCGGGCACCGAGAGAGACCAAGCCGGGCUCAGCCUCCCCCGGCACCGGUAUUGAGGGGGGUUGGGAGUGGGGUGCUGGCCGGGAGCUACCUGGGUCUUCGAGGGGGAGGAAACAAGGCCCAGAGAGCGUUACGAAAGAGGAAUGGGUUAUGGAAAGGGAAGCUCGCGCAAGGAAAAGAGCUAGGGAGCAGAGGUGGGGGAGGGGAACAGCGAGGGUGUCGCUCUGCGCAUGCUCCCACCUUUCCCUUUUCCAGUCGGCUCGCGCGGGUAUCCCCUGUACCGGCGCCCUGGCUCCUCGGGCACGGAUCUGGCUCCUGAUAUGGGGGGCGACCGUGCUUCUCAGCCGCUCCACAGCCAAUCGCUUGGGCAAAAAUACCAGUUGUUCAGAGAUUAUUCUGAUUCAAGAAAUUGGGAAAGAUGGCUUUCACAGAGACUUACUAACAAGAGUGAAACUUGGCACAAAUGUUGAAAAUUCACAGACCUGCAAUGUUUUGAUUAAAUAUCACCUCCCUUCGGGAUUAUAUGUGGACCCAUAUGAAUUGGCUUCAUUACAAGAACACAAUGUGACAGAGGCAAUGAUAAUUCAAGAUACUGUUGACUUAGAAGCUCCUGACUAUUUGUCUGAAGAACUUGAUGUCUUUGUUUAUGCCAAGUCAGAUUCCCAGUGCUCUGAGUGCUUUAGAACUAUUUUGCCUGUUCACUGCCGGUAUCACCAGCCUGAGGAGAAAGAAGAAAAAACUUUUGUGGUGGUGAAGAACCCAGAAUUACUUGUCAGUUGCUACAAUGAUUUUCCUUCUCUGAACUGCUGGAAACAGUCUGAUAUGGAAGCUCCUUGUUCUGUGAGGAAUAAGCACAUCUGUCAGUGGAACAAAGUGAAGUAUAAAUCAGUAAAUCAGAAUGUGACAUUACAGGUUCCAGUGGGGCUAAGAGAACAUUGUCUCCUCGUAGGUGCCAUGACGCUGCUUGUUACAGUCUUAUGUUCUGUUUUUAUCCUUAGAGCAGUAUUCAAACAUGGUAAUUUCUCCCUGUGAAAAUGUAAUGUAAUGAUUUGUGGUGUUUUGGAAUUAUGACAUCCCUUUUAAUUGACAGUAAUGUAUUUUAGUUUUGGUGAAAUCAAUUUUAUUUUCUUCAAUUUUUUUUUUUUUUUGGCAAAAAUAUUUGAGUUAAGUGACUGCCCAGGGUUAUACAACUAGAUAAGUGUAAAGUAUCUGAGGUCUUAUUUGAACUCAGGUCCACAUGAGCCCAGGACUAAUGCUCUAUCCACUAUACCAUCUAGUUGUCCCUGGUGAAACCAAUGUAAUAAAAUAUGGAAUGGUGUUUUGUAAAUAAUUUCAUCUAAUUUUUACUUAAUACAGAAUUUUGACACUGAA